Molecule: messenger RNA, 1911 nt
Organism: Solenopsis invicta (red fire ant)
Lineage: Eukaryota; Metazoa; Arthropoda; Insecta; Hymenoptera; Formicidae
Gene: Hpf1
Product: histone PARylation factor 1
Exons: 5
Coding region: 236-1627 (463 amino acids)
Biological process (GO): regulation of protein ADP-ribosylation; DNA damage response
Cellular component (GO): nucleus
Molecular function (GO): histone binding; poly-ADP-D-ribose binding
Source: RefSeq, a predicted model, not a curated record
AUUCGUAUCAUUCUGAAAACAGCUGUAGUCACAAUAUGGCUGCUCGCUUAGCCAAUCAAGUAUCAAUUAGAUUACCAAUCAGAACUUCGGAUAUCAAUGUCGCUUCUCUCUUUAUAUAGGACUCUAAUCGUGAGCAUUGAGCAUGGCGACUGGCCGGUCUCAGGCAUUUGCAGGCGAUACAAAAUAAAUAGAUGCCUGAAACCAGUGUUCAAAGGUCGUAAUAUAUUUUCCAGCGAUGUCUGACGAUAAAGACACUCGAUUGCAGGCAUACAAAGACGAUCCGCGAAUUCCUUGUCAAUACGGUAUUAAAUGCUAUCAAAAAAAUCAACAGCAUCACAGCAAGUACAAACACCCGCCAAAAAGAGAGAAGUCUCCACACAUAGAAGAGAAAACUGAGAAGACAAUUACUAGAGAAAAAAGAAAGAAUCCUAUUAAAAAUGAUGGUAAAGCACAAUCAGAAAGUCCACCAAGAAAAUUGCAGAAAACACAUGAGUCUUCUUCCGACAGAAAUUUACAUAAUCUUUCUCCAAGUCCAGAGAGAACUGAUGUCAAAGAUAAUAAUAAGAAUGAUGAUGAACAUGUUAAUGAAAAAGCAGAAACAUCGAUUGAAAGAAUAUCACCGAAUGGGCAUAAUUCACCUGAGCCAACGAAACAUAAUGUUGCUGAAAACAUAUUGAUAUCUGAUGUGGAUGCUGAAAAAAUUAUCAUGGAUCUAUUUCUAGUUGAGAUGCCAAAAGACUUUUAUCAAUUCUAUGAGUUUUGUAAAAGUAUAUCGAAAGAUAAUCCUCUUUUGGCUUGUAAGUCUGCUCGCUUGAAACUUGUAGGUCCAUACGAUGUGUUAAAUGGUAAAAUAAAAAUUUCCUCAAAUGAGGAUGAUAAGGAAAAGUAUUUGACACAUUGGAGAUAUUAUUAUGACCCUCCGGAAUUUCAGACUGUUAUAAAAUGCGAGGAUAAAGAGGGCUUACAUUUUGGUUACUGGCGAGAUGAUGUUGUGGAGAAACCAGUAUUUGUAGCAAAGAAUCAAGCAAACGUAAAUGGUAUAUUUGAACCUGUUGCAGAAAAUUUAUUUGGUGCUGUUGACGCUUAUUUGCAAAAUAGAACGAAAUUAGCUAAUCCUUUCGAGAAGAGCAGCAUAAUACGUUUGCAUUCACAAUUGAAGAAUUUUGCCAAACAACACAAUAUAACGCUUGAGAAAAAUACCAUAGACAUGCGAGCGAGAGAGAAACGGGUUGUAGCGCGAACCUUUCACAAAGCAGGCAUUGUGGUUCCUUAUGACAAAAAGACUCAGUUGGGUUACAGAGAUUUGGCGGCAACAGACAAUGACUUACAAAAGAUAUUGAAGCAGAUAGAGGAGGCUACUACUCCGGAAGAGAGAAAAACGCCAAUUGCGAAACUCGAUGAAAUCGUAAGGUUGGCGACAAUUGCUGCGGAUGAAUGCGACUUUGGCACUUGCUUAGAGCUAGGACACGACCUUUUCUCAAACGGCGGGAUUCAUGUACAAACUAGAGCCCUGCAAAUGCUAUCUAUUGCUUAUACUCACUUGAAAAGGCCACAACUAUUAAAAAUACUUAAAGCACAUUUGAAAAACAGAAAAAACGAUUGUGGGUUGAAAUUAAGCGUGAUUUAAAAAGCAUAUAUAUCUUAAAUAAAAUCUUAAGUAUGAUCUUUAUUGUGAAAACAUUGCCACACAUGCAAUUUUCGUCCAUAAAUGCAAACUGUAUAAAUCAGAUCUUUAAAUCCUGAUUACAAUGAAAUUGUAAUCAAAUUUGUCUGAAGCCGAUAAUCUCCAUUUAUCCAUCUUCGAAAGAAACUUCAAGAAAGCAGCAGUAAACCGAGCGAUCUGAUCGUGCGUUACGUAUAUGUAUGCGAUAAAUCUUUGAUUAUAAGACUACAGGUAGUUAAAGCAGUAAA